GGUGAGAGUGUCUCAUUCUUUCGUGUGCGGAAACCAUCGCAGCAAAACAUGUCGACGUCAAAUUUGCCAUUAAAUCUGACCGUACGUGCCCACCCGGUCGUUCUGUUCCAGAUCGUCGAUGCCUACGAGCGCCGGAAUGCUGAUUCACAGCGAGUCAUCGGAACUCUGCUCGGUUCGAUCGAGAAGGGAGUUGUUGAAGUGACAAACUGCUUCUGCGUUCCCCACAAAGAGCAUGCCGACCAGGUGGAAGCCGAGCUGGGUUAUGCUUCGGAUUUAUAUGACCUGAAUCGUCGCGUUAAUCCGUCGGAAAAUAUUGUCGGUUGGUGGGCCACUGGUCAAGAAGUUACUAACCACAGCUCUGUCAUCCACGAAUACUAUGCCCGUGAGUGCAACAAUCCAAUUCAUUUAACGUUGGACACGUCGCUGACAUCCGCUCGAAUGGGUAUUAGAGCAUACGUGUGCGUUUCGCUUGGUGUUCCUGGUGGCAAAACCGGAUGUAUGUUCACUCCAAUUAACGUUGAAAUCACCAGCUACGAGCCGGAGGUGGUCGGACUUCAUCUUAGUAUGAAAACGAUUGGGGUUCAACCUAAUCCUGCUCGACCGCGCACAGUCUCGCCGAUGUUGGAUCUGGCCCAAAUCACCGAAGCUUCCGGUAAAUUGCUUACCCUGUUGGGUGAGGUUCUGAACUAUGUGGAAGAUGUGCUGGCGGAGAAACAACAACCAGAUAACACUGUUGGACGGGCUUUGCUGGACUUGAUUCAUUCUGUUCCGAACAUGACUUCCGAUCAGUUUGCACAGAUGUUCAACUCGAACGUGAAAGAUUUGCUGAUGGUUGUAACAUUGUCGCAGCUAAUCAAAACCCAAUUGCAACUGAACGAGAAACUAACCAGCCUUACUUCUUUCAUCAAUUAAAUAGCAACGUAACUCAGAACAGACACUACAAAUAAGGUGGACAUUGCAAGUUGAGUGCAGAAAGAAAGAUCACAUUCGUAGGAAACUCAUUUGAUAAAGUAUUUACUGUUUGUGAUAAAGGCAAAUAAAAAGUUCGGCGUAGAAUGAAAA
Messenger RNA from Toxorhynchites rutilus septentrionalis, 1062 nucleotides. RefSeq names its product eukaryotic translation initiation factor 3 subunit F (gene eIF3f1). Gene Ontology annotation, biological process: translational initiation. The transcript has 3 exons. NCBI's taxonomy places the organism in Eukaryota, Metazoa, Arthropoda, Insecta, Diptera, Culicidae. Gene Ontology annotation, molecular function: translation initiation factor binding; translation initiation factor activity; metallopeptidase activity. The coding region runs from base 49 to 912 and encodes 287 amino acids. The record is from RefSeq and is a predicted model, not a curated record. Gene Ontology annotation, cellular component: eukaryotic translation initiation factor 3 complex, eIF3m.